Molecule: messenger RNA, 6510 nt
Organism: Porites evermanni
Lineage: Eukaryota; Metazoa; Cnidaria; Anthozoa; Scleractinia; Poritidae
Source: the annotation of a GenBank genome assembly
AUGACGGGAACAGAUGGCCAACCAGUCACCGCCACGACAUCACGUGACGAAAUUGUUGUGAAGAACGCCAGCUCAUCCGACGUCGAGAACAGCGUAUAGAGAAAGGCAAUGGCGAAUUUGGUUUUCGAUUCACCAGUUACUUUAGUUGUAAAGACUCCUAACCAAAAAGUGGACGAUUUAAGAAUAGACUGUGCACUGGAGUGGUCGGUAGAACAACUAAAGCGACAUCUUUCUAGCGUUUAUCCAACAAAACCGGUGAGAUUUUGACUUCCGUUUGAUAACUGCGUUUCAAGCCACUAAUUGUUGGUGAAAAUGCUGAUUUCUUGUUUUUCUUUUUUCAAAGGAAAGCCAGCAUCAAAGACUCAUUUAUUCGGGGCAGCUGCUCAACGAUAGUUUAAUUCUAAGAGAUGUGCUGCGAGAGGUAAGAAUCAAUGUUCGAUAAACGUAAAUAAACAGUUGAGAAAAUCUCCAUAUUUUCUUAACUUCCUUCAGCGAGGACUACGCUUUAUCCAGCAGCUGAGCACACAUGCAAACUCAAUCACAUUUUAGUUCUAUGUUCAAGCGGAGUUAGUGAUUUAAGAUAGAAUGAUUUGCUUCGUGUAGGUUAAGACUAACAUGCGUUGUAAGUAAGCAUUCAUGUAAACGAACGUAAAAUUAGUCAGGUUCAGGUUUAUAAGCAUAUUUCAGUAAUAUAUAUAAAGACCUCUGUCUUGAUUUGCAAAGUUAUAAUUUGUUUCCAGUGAUUUAAGAUUGAAACAUUUUGCAUUUUCCGCAAAGAAGCUCAAUAGGCAUACAUUCCUUAAAAUGUCGUGGCAAAAAAUGUGUUGAGCUCAAGCUGUCUGUUUGAUUUGAAAAAAAAUAGACUUGAGCUGUCCCAAAUAACAAUUUUUAUGAGCGAGCACUAGCAGCAUAAAGAGUGUGUGGGUGCCUCAAACUAAGUGUUAACUACAAAAAACAAAAGAAUGCUGUUUUAUUUACCAAAUUGAAUGCUAAUUUUUGCCAUAAUACAUGUAUAUAUUGUAUAAACCUAACAAUCUCAAAUGUUGAAACCUGGGUCUCGCUGUCUCCCAAAGUGUUGAGUUUACCAUUCUAUACAGGUCCCUAACCUACUGUAGCUAGGAUAAGCCUUGGUAGGUCAUUGAUAAUACAAUUUGAUAGGUUGCCGAGGAAAGCGUAGAAACAAUCGAAAAAUCCACACUGUAUAGCUUCUAAUGGGAAUAGCUGCUUACUUUGGAUAUAGCAGACAGGAGGGUUCAAAUUCAUGUAGAUUUUCAAGCUUGCGGAGCAGCUUGUGGGCUUCUGUAUCCUGGAGUAAAAGCAGUUCUGUUUGCUUUGGUAAGAGAUACAUGUAUGGAGCAGGUGUUCGCUAAGUAGUCCCAGUAAACAGCGUGCAAAGAAAGUACUUUCCGAUAGCCUGGGGCUAGAGGAUAUUGCUAUCGGGCUAGUGACUCUUGUUCUGAGCUUGCCCAAUGGGCAAGUGAAGUUUUUUGAGAAUUCAAAUUACAGAAGGACUGUGUAUUCAAACCUGCUCAACAAAAAGCUUUUAGGGCUAGUUUAAGUGAUGUUUGGGCUAGUACAUGUACAUGCCUGGCUACAGCUAGCCUGAAUGGCAAGCUGUAAAACUGACUUUCUUUGCACCCUGCAGUAAAGGAAUUUAAUAAAAUAAUGUUCCUUACUGUCUGGCACAGCUAUGACAUAACUUUCUCAAAAGGUUUUAUUUGCACUGUUGCAUCACAGAUGUUUUUGGAUGCAGACUUGAUACAUGUAGGUACAAUGUAGAACCGUAUAUUAGAACUCUGCUGGAAAUCAAAAACAAGAAGAAAGUUAAAGUUUGUUUGUUUGUUUGUUUGCUGACAGCAUGAGGAAGGCAAGCAGCACACUAUGCAUCUUGUUUGUCCAAUGGCUGUGGAAACAAAGUCAAACAAAGAGUCUCGAGUAACAGUAAGUAUGCCCAUAUAGAAUGCACAGAUAACAUUUUAUUUCUCAUGCUUAAAAUUUUCACCCCAAGGAUUCAUGUGAUCUACAAGUAAGACAUAAAGCCUGUGGAAGCAAAAACGUUUGUUGCAUAGCUUGUAAUAAUAUGAACUGAACUGAAAACUUUAUAAAUGUCUUGUAUCUUCUCGGCGGUUACAUGUACACCUGUAGCCUACUAAUCAGUUACGCCCAAUAGUUAUUAUUAUACUAGUCAUAACCAAAGGUUACAGAGUGCGGGCGACAAUGAUUGAAGGUCAAAACACUUUUGCUCUAGUACUGUGUUUUGCACAAGUUUUAUGUGACAGAUGGUCAAAAAUGCACGUGAUCAGAUUUCGAGUAAUAGAAGGUCCGAACGCGCGUGAUCAAAAUGUGUUCUGUGCAUUCCGUACAUUCUUAGUGGAAGUCCAAAUGAAUGCUGGCGUGCAAAGAAAGUCGCUUCCGAUAGCCCAGGGCUAGUGGAUUUUGCUAUCGGGCUAGUGGUUUUUGUUCUUAACUUGCCUGAUGGGCAAGUGCUGUUUUUUGGGAAAUUCAAACUGCAGAAGGGUUGUAAUCAAUCCUGCUAAUCAAAAGGGUUUGGGGGCUAGUUCAAAUGACGUGUGGGCUAGUACAUACUAGCUACAGUUUGCCCGUAUGGCAGGCUGUGAAACUGGCUUUCUUUGCAGCUUGCUACAUACAUGCGACACAUGUGUAAUAACAACCUGGAGAUUAGGAUUGCAGGCUCCUUUUGUCGCCGACAAUUAAUCAGAUUUUAUUGUUCCUGUUUGAGUGCGUAGUUUUUUAACUUCAGGGAUCACAUCUUCAUGCUACUUGUACUUUCAAUCAUUCUCUACCUUUAAUGAUAUAGCAGUACCGUAAAACUUUUAAUAAUCCUCUUUUUCAUUACUGAAUGUCCUGAAUAUAAUAGUAAGUUGAUGUGACCUGAAUUCUUGAUCAAGAAUUUACUUUGAUUUCAGAGUGGGCCCAGUGUUCCAAACACCAGUAGCAGCACUUCAACAAGUUCAACUUCCUCAACACCCGCUAUGUCCCAAACUAACACUGAUGGCCUGCGAUACAGAGGACCUAACACACCAAACUUUCCUCAGUUUCCUGUAUACCAGUGAGUUUCCAUUAUUUCCGGAAUUUGAAAACAAUUUCAGCCAUGUUUUGUCUGUCUUUGCUGAAAAGGAAGUAAUGCUACUUCCUAGAAACAUGUAAAAUAAUACUACCUUUCAAGUGUCUAUGAGACCUUCUCACACACUCUGAAGUAUUCAUCACACUCUAAACGAAUGUGACACAACAGUUUGAAAGCAUUUGUUUGGUAAGAAUAUUAACUUAGCAAUGAACAUGCAUGACUUAAGGUUCCAUUGUUUUAUUAAGAACUAAUCAACAUGCAUCUUCAAAAAUGUCUACAUGUAAUGAAUUGGUUAGUUAUUGAAUUUAUUUUGUUGCUAUUUGAUAAAUCAUAGCCAGCAAAUGCCCCAUGCCACAUACAAUUUUCCUGUCCAAGGACAAGGGUUUGCUAUGCCUCCAUUUGUGGCACCGCCAUACUGGAUGCAACAGAUGCUUGCUCAGCAGAUGGCACAAGGAAGAUUACCUCAACCUAACAUGUAUUUUCCACCAAACUAGUAAGUGUAUUAUUAAGUAACUAUAUUAUUUUGCCUUAAGGCAUUUUGCUCAGUACAGCUUUCCAUGGAUCUGUUGGAAGAACUGAUGUCUUCAGGGACUGUUUAAAUCCACAUGUGUUCCUGUAUGUACAGGGAAAACUUGAGCUACACAUGUACAGUGUAACAGUACACUUUCCAAAGGUUAUUCAGAACAAUACAUAAACCCUUAAAAACUGAUACAUGUUCCUGUGAGAGAACUUUUAUAUUAUAUUAUUAUAGUAUUUUUUAUAUUAUUUAACUGCAGCAGGAUUAGCUGAGUCGGUACAGCACUUGACUGCAGAGCAGGAGGUCAUAGGUUCAAUUCCCGGGGCGCGACUAGUACUCAGGGCCUUAAAAUAACUGAGAAAUGAAAGUACUCCCUUUGCACUGCAAGUGGCAAGACCUUCAUCACGUAAAAUGGCAGUCCUGUCUCCAUUAGGAGACAUAAAUAUAGUGUCCCCAAUUAGUACUUUCAUGCUAAAUACAUUGACACUCAAAGAUAGUGCAUUUUAUUUAGUUAUUAUUUUUUUUUAUAUUUUAACCAAAAAUGAGGUUAUUAUUAUCUUGCCUGCUCCCUUACACUUUGCUAAGGUGUCUUUUUUCCAUUCACAACAUGUCAUAGGCUGUGCAAAAACAUUUUUGUGUUGGUACACUGUACUGUAUAGUCCUUAGACCCCACCACCUUCACUGAGUUCUACAUGUGCAGCUGUUAGACCUUCUUGUCAUGUACAAAGUUCACAUACAUGUAUUAUGUGCACUGUAACAAGAGGCGCUAUCAUUAACUUUUAAUUUUCCAAGAUUAACAUGAUACAUUUGCGUUUCUAUUUUUCUAUCUGCAGUGGUUAUCCACAAAUGCUCUACCCUUGGUACCAACCUCCUGGAAAUGUCCCUGUACCUCAAGCACCUUUAAUAACACCUCCACAGACACCCCCUCCUCCUCAACAGGCUGCUGCUCAGCCUGCACAGGCACCCCAGCCACAAGCUAAUGAUAAUGCCCAAGCAAAUGCCAAUGCAGGGCCUUUGUUUGAUGAUGAAGAUGAGGAUAAUCCUAAUCGUGAUUGGCUGGACAAGAUUUAUACCCUCUGUCGUAUAGGAAUCUUGAUGAGCAUAUUUUGGUUUUACUCAUCGACUAGUAGAUUCCUCUUAUUGGUUGUCACCUUUCUGUUAAUCUAUUUGUACCAGUCUGGGAUUCUUAAUAUCUUCCGAAGAAAUGGUGGUAAGCGCGAUCCUCAAUACACUUUUUGCUACAUAUACAGUCUACUAACAUUAAGUAAAAUCCAACGAGUGGUCUAUUAUCAAUGCUGCGUUCUGAUUGGUUGAGCUACUACUAGGAUAUAUGUUAUACCCCACUAGUAGCGAAAAGUGCUGGAUUUUUGGCGGCAAAAAAGGAUUUAAGUCUUGCUUUAAGUUGUGUUGUCUCGAUAUUUUUGACCAACUACUUGGAUUUUACUAAAACAAUAUUCCUCUCGUCCUCAUGGCCUCUGAGUCAAUAGCCCAUUCAGCCUUCGGCCUCAUGGGCUAUUGACUCAGAGCCCAUUCAGGCUUGAGGAAUAAUUGUUAAAAAUACAGUGUAUGUAGAAGUUAGUUAGACCUUCUAUACUAGACAUUACUGAUGUGCUAAUCACAAAGUCAGCCAUCAAUGAUUGUUACAGAAAUGUUUUUUAAAUUAACUUAAUUAGUGAGUCAACAUUAACCAACCUUACACACUGUAUACAGUAUACUAAUAAUGUUAUGAGCGACAGGAGAGAGUGGACGACACUACAACAAAAAGAAGGAAAAAGAAAAAAGUAAACAAGUGAAAAUGAGAUUUAAAAAACAGUCUAAAGAUGAAUGCUGUUAAGUUGACCACAAUUCCUUUAAUGGACACCAUCUCAAAAAAGAGCAGGUUAUAUGAGCAGACUUAUUUGCCUAUGGCUUCUUAGAAAUAGUGUUCAUUGUUUGGUGUUGAUACCAUCAGACAUGAGGUUAUUGUUCUUUUAGGGUGACGAAAUAUACUUACUGUACAUGUACAUGUAUAUCUUAACACAUGAAUACUUAAUGCGUAAAAACAAAGAGCAGUGUCGCUGUUGGGAUGAUAUGUUAAUUUACAGUUACAAGAACAUUAUAAAUGUGAUCUAUUUUUUCAGAAAACAACCGGCAACAAGUUCCACUUCAAGCACCAGCAGAACCUCAACCACAACCAAGACAAGAUACUAAUGUAAGCAUUUGCUAAAGAUAAACUCCAGCUUUCUCAAUAACUUUAUUGUACAGGCAUAGGUCAAAUAAGUGAAAAUCUUGUUGAACACCAUGUUGCGCAUCAUGCACAAUUGUAGAGUUUACAUUAUUGGGCUCAAAAUAACAGCCAGUCAACAGACAAUGUCUGGCAAAGAUGACCAUUUGUCCUAACAAACUUAUGGUUUGCAAUUCAUUAUAAUGGGACACAUUGUUACACGCAACGAGAAAAAAUACAUUUUCAUACCAUUACAUUUAGAGGAACAGCAUCCUUUUUUUAAUUAUUAAAUAUAUUUUUUCUUGUUAAGCUAGUACAUUCAAGUUAUUGUUGUGUUAUGUCAAACAUUUUGACCUGUCAGAGCCUGAGGAGAGUCAUGUCCAAGCGAAAGUUUUUUUGGCCGGUCAACAUGACUGGCAACAGUUCCAAAUUUAUUUAUUUUGAUCUCUGACAUUAUCCAACAAGCAGUUGAUGAUUAUCCUGUAUUACAUGCAGGCCCCUAACAGAUCACCAGAUGAUGCAACUGAUGGUAACACAGAAGAGAAUACAGUCGAAGACAGUGAACGCGAUGAUGCCAAUGACACUACAGAACCACCGGCCCCUCCUCCCCCUCCCCCAGGACCAUCAGCGGCAACUGUAGCUUAUAACUUUGUCACUUCAUUUUUUACGUCACUGUUUCCCACUGGACCAGCUGUCCAGAACUGA